AUGGGUCCCGAUGUGAAGUUCCUCAGGCGUUCAUCUGGAGCCAAUUUUAGCGUUAAAAUCGCCAAUUUUGUCGUUGAAAUCGCCAAUUAUAAAGUUGUAAAAGGCAUGACCUUUUUGGUAGAACUUCUCCAGGUCCAUAUAGAAAACUUGGACAUGUUCUUCGUAGCUCGAUGCUGGAGCGUAAGCGACGAAGAUAGUCAAAGCUGGUGUUGGACCACAUCUUCUCAUCCGCAGACUUCCGAUUCGGGUCGUAAGUUAUUCGAAAGAGUCGAUGUUCUUUGCCAUACUCGUGUUGACGAGGACGCCAACUCCACCAACACCUCUACUGUCGCAUGUUCCUUAGAACAGUUCUUCUCCAGUUUCAUAUACGGCGUUGAGAGGGUGACGUCGUCUCGUCUCGGUCAGUCCGAUGACGUCGUACUUGAUCUUCUUGGCUUGCAUUAUCAGAUCUUCGAUGGCCGCUUCCGAUGCAAGCGUACGUGCGUUAUAAGCACAGAUCGCCAUCCUAGUCCUUUUCCGUUUCGGUAG
Messenger RNA from Necator americanus (New World hookworm), 528 nucleotides. RefSeq lists its product as uncharacterized. Bases 1 to 528 code for a protein of 175 amino acids. The transcript has a single exon. Lineage: Eukaryota; Metazoa; Nematoda; Chromadorea; Rhabditida; Ancylostomatidae. The record is from RefSeq and is a predicted model, not a curated record.